This is a messenger RNA of Nicrophorus vespilloides, 800 nucleotides long. Its product is annotated as protein takeout-like. The transcript has 3 exons. Bases 66 to 800 code for a protein of 244 amino acids. The record is from RefSeq and is a predicted model, not a curated record. Lineage: Eukaryota; Metazoa; Arthropoda; Insecta; Coleoptera; Silphidae.
UCCAAAGAUUGAAUGACUAUAAAAGCCAGAAAGGAAAUGAAAUAGAACCAUUAUUGAAUAGAAAGAUGCAUCAACUCUCGUUAAUUGCAAUUCUAACAGUAGCUGCGUCUGCAUUCGCUUACGAUUUUCCAAACUAUGUAACGCCAUGUUCAAGACAUGAUCCACAUCUGAACGACUGCAUAAAAAAGAAUUUCGAGCAAGCCCGGCCGCACUUAGAGGAAGGAAUUCCGAAAUUGUUCGUGCCUUCUAUGAACAAAUUCGAAAUCACGAAGGUCGAAAUGGUCAGCGACCUUUUAAAUGUAUUGGGCACAAAUGUGGCUCUUUAUGGAUUACAUAACGUUGCCUUAAAAGAUGUGCAAGUUGAUUUGAUCGAAAAAACAUUCAAAUUUGAUUUUAUAUUAAUUAAUUUCGAAGCACGAGGUGACGUGGAUUUGGAGGGUAAGCUGUUAAACUCUAUUAUAACAACAAAUGGAAGAACUUACGGGAAUGGAACCGAUUUUCAUGUUUCGCUAAAAUUCGAUGCGGAGGAAUACGAGAAGAAGAACAAAGUGUAUUUAAAAACGAAGAACGUUCAAGUGACAACGAAGAAUAACGGCAGAUUCUUCUUCGAUUUUGGAAAUCUCAAAGAAAACAACGAGGGUGCAAGUCGGGCCCUAAAUGGAUUCAUCAACGAAAAUCAGGAUUCGUUUGUAGACACCCUUAGUCCCAUUCUUGAAAACGUAUUUGAAGGAAUCAUCGCGGAAAUAUUCGUGAGAAUGUUUUCUAAAAUACCGUACGACGAAUUGUUUCCGAAUAAUUAA